UGUUUCUGUCACUUCCUGUAUUUUGGUGAAACGGUCGUGUGGAUAUUGUUGAAGGGAGGAUGUCGGGUAAAGACUUGUGUUUGUGUGAGCAGGUGGGGGAGUGGGGGGGGGCAGAGACAAUAGGGAGGGCAGGAAAAACCAGUGAUGUCAGCAGGGAAGAAGAGAAGACCGCCUCGCUUUUUCCCCCCCCCCCCCACCCCCUGUUUCUUAUCAGUGUGGCAGGGUGAGGGCAUUAGUGAGAAAGUGGACGCCGUCUUAUCAAAUGUGACAGUGGAGAGAAAAAGUGAAUGGAUCUGGUUAGAUAGAGAGGAAAGUGGAGCGACCGCGUUAUUCUUCCCACCGUCAGGAGGUUCAGACGGCCAGGGUGGAAAAGGAAGUGAGACAUCAGAGCGUUCAGCAGCCCCGUUGACCGACUAAACCCUGACGGACUUUUUUCUGGACUUGGGUGGAUCUGGACUCAGUAGGACUUGACCUCAGCCCCAGCUGCUACCAUGUACAGUGGAUAUGGAGGGAGUCCGUCCAGAACUCUGUCCACCAUGUCUCUGUCUGCUCGUCCAGUCAGACGCCUCACCUCCAGGUCCAUCACUAGGAGCCAGAGUUUCACUGGAGUCAACAGCUACGACCGGCCCUACAGGAACCUGUCGGUCAGCACACCAGGUGUCGCGCCAGGUGCCAGCAGGAAGACCAGCAGAGCUAGCAGGAUGUUCACCAUGUCCAUCAAGUCCAACCCACCACCGAAAGUUCCACAACCAGAGAGAGUGGAUCAGGUCUACGAGGCCCUGCAGAAAGGCCUUCAGUCAUACCUACAGAUUCAUCAGACUGACCUGGACAGCCUCAGUCGACAGAUGAAAGAGUCUAAACGGAACUCCAGACUGGGUUUCCUGUACGAGCUGGACAAGCAGGUGAAGGUGACUGAGAGGUUCAUUCGACGGCUGGAGUUCCACCUCAGUAAGAUCGAGGAGCUCUACGAAGCCUACUGCCUGCAGAGGAGGCUCCGGGACGGAGCCGACAAAAUGGUGAAGGCGUACACUACCUCCUCCGUCAGCAAGGAGGCGAAAGAGAGUUUGGUAGAAGCCAACAAGGGCUACAAGGAGUACACAGAGAACAUGUGUGUGAUGGAGAACGAUCUGGAGAACCAACUGGGAGAGUUUCACAUCAAGAUGAAAGGUCUGGCUGGAUUUGCCAGGUUAUGUUCCGGUGACCAGUAUGAGAUCUUUAUGAGGUAUGGUCGACAGCGAUGGCGGCUUCGGGGCAGAAUAGAGACCAAUGGGAAGCAGGUGUGGGACAGUGAGGACAUGGUGUUUCUGCCCCUCAUCAAUGAGUUCCUCUCAGUGAAGGUGACAGAGUUGAAGAGCUUGGCCAAUCACGUGGUUGUAGGAAGUGUUUCCUGUGAGACCAAGGACCUGUUCGCUGCUCUGCCCCAGUCGGUUGCCGUGGAUAUUAACGACCUCGGGACGAUCAAACUGAGCCUGGAAGUCACCUGGAAUCCGUUUGACAAAGAUGACCAGGGCUCAGUGAGCAGCUCCGUCAACAAAGCCCCGACCGUCAGUAAGAGGUUCUCCACGAUCUUCAACCAGAGUCCACCCGACACGCCGUCCCUGCGUGAACAAGCCUUUUAUAACAUGCUGCGGCGUCAUGACGAGUUGGAGAACGGAGCAGCCUGGUCCAAUUCAUCAGAGUCGUCCGAUGACUCGUCCAGUCCUCAGCUGUCAGCAGGAGGUCCACGGAGCUCCACGCCUCAAAAGCCAGUGAUCGUGUCACCGGAGAUUCAGCCCGCCUCCGUCACAGGAAGUCCCGCCUCACAGACGGACAUUUCCUUCUGUCUCAGAAACUCGUCCUCCACGUUUUCCAAAGCUCAAAAAUCCAUUAGUGAGGUGUCCGUCCCAGACCAGGACCAAAGCCGGGGCUGCAGGGAAGGGGAAACGGCAGCGGGUCCUGACGACGAGACAGAGCCGACAGAGGAGGAGGUGAACGCGGUGGACCAGGUGGACCAGGUGGUGACCAACAGCCUCAAUUGUCGCAGCUUCUCACGCUCUCUGAGCCACAUCAGUGAACACAGCGCUGAUGACGUUGUGUUGACGGACAGGUCAGCGGGCGAAUCAGGAGAGGUCAUGACCUCUGAGUUGUCAAUCAACGGAACUGAGGAGCUGCUAAACAGAAGUCCUGGGAUGGUGGGAAACACAAGCUGUACUACUGACCAAGCCAGCACUGACCUCACCCCCUCCCCCUCCUCCUCCCCCAGGACUGAAGAAAUAAACUCAACACAAAACCACUCUGCCCCACAUCUAAACUGCACCACAGUCCCACAGAGCGAAGACGAGACUUAUGUAGCACGGCUGGUGUCCGUGGAGGAGGAGGCGGCACCAGGUGAGGCACCAGGUGGAGGUGCAGAUGGUCCUGUGGACUGUGGUCUGGAGGAGGCCCUGGGAGCUGUAGUUUCCUCACUGGAUGAUUACAGAGGACAGUUCCCUGAGUUACAGGCCCUGGAGGAGGAGCUGAAGCUGCUGCAGGUCACGCUGAAGGUCACGCCGCAGGGUGGUAAACACAGUCGUUCGCCCAGCCUCGUCAGCCUCACGGUGGAAACAGCACUGGGCAGCUUUGAUUUCCUCAACGCGGCCGACUUUGAGGAGGACGAGGAGGAGAAGAGGAGCAGAAAUGUCAGGCCUCUGCAGAACAGCGCCACCUCUUUGACCACAGGCUGCACUACACUAGACCGCUGCCUCGUGGAGCACCUGAAGUACUGCAGCAGACAGUUGUUGCGGCUGGGGACGUUUGGUCCUCUUCGCUGCGGAGAGAUGUUCGCCUUGGACAGACUGCUGAGAGAGGCACGAGUGCUGGAAGUCAUCAGACGCCUCUCCAAGGACAACCCCAGACGCCUGCGACAACCAGCAGAUGUCGUGCCUCAGUUGAGCUUCUGUUCUGGAGCCGUGUCUUUAUGGCAUCAGUGUGUGGGACAGGACAGUGUGUACAGUGUCUCCGUGGACAGGCUCCUGAGGACACUGUCCACAGUCUACACCAGCAGACUACCAGAGAAGACCAGCAGCAUGGCUGACUCAGUGUUCAUGUGUCUGGUGGAGCGAGUGUUGGAUCGGAGGCUCCCGCGGCGAGGAGGCAGCAGCAGGGAUGUGGUGAUGGUGACGCUGUUCCAGCUGUGGAGCUACGUGGAAGCUAAUGGAGUCAGCGACUUAGAGACGCACGUCACCGAGCUAGCAGAAGAAGUUUGGUUCGUACAGAAGCUGGAGUCAUGUGACCAGGAUGUGAUCGUCCAGACGCUGCGUCGUCCUGUGCAGUGCAGCCUGAAGAGAGAAGGACUUCACGCCGUGGCGAAGUUACUGAGAGACCCGCGAGGCAAAGUGUCGGCUUCUGCCAGCUCUGUACUGAGAAGUGUGGCCGCUCAGCCCCGCCAGAGAGAACAGGCGUUGGUCAGCUGCUUGGAGUUGCUGGAGGACAGCAGCCUGGAGACCAGAGUGUGUGGGUGCAAAGCCUUGGCUCCUCUGAAGGCCAAAGAAAGCAUCGAACAGCUGGUUUAUCUUUGUCAGACGGACAAGGAGGAAGUUCGAGAAGCUGCCAAACAAACGCUGCUAGUGCUGGGAGAAGAAGGGAAGAUGGCUCACAGACAUGUGGAGACAUCCAUGGACUGCAUCCCCAGACUCUUCGCUCCAGGCAGCAUGGCCAGCACAGCGUUCUAAACGACACACACACACACACACACACACACACACACACACACAGACCUGCUGGAAGAUUUAUUAGAAUUCACUUGGUUUGAUUUUUUUUUAAUGUUUUCAAAUGCCAACAUAAGGACAAGUAUUUUAAUAUUCUUGUGAUUCCUGUGAUAUAGUUCUAAUUAUCUGCGUGUCACUGUUAACUGAGUACUUUGAAUUGUUAUUGCUUUUUCUCAAAUUCCGUGGGUCACAUGUCUGGGUGGUGCAGUAAAUGAUACGUUUCUUUCAGUCCAAGGAACAAAGUCAGAAAUAAGAAAUGGUUUGUCAGCGACUCACACUGAGGUUCUGUAGGAAAGGACCGUUGGUUACAGUUACAGUUAGAACAUGGUUCUGUUAGAGGAAAAACUAAUGACAACAAUUGAUCUGGGAUUCACUUUUCUUUUGAUUUAAAAUUGUAAACAUUUCAGAGAUUCCUCAUUUGUAAGUGUAAAUACAAAUUAGUAUUAUUUAAUUUUUCUUUUUCUUUGGUUUUAAGAAACGGCUGGACCACUCAGUUCUGCUGUACGUUAGCUUCACAUUAUCACAGUGGUUACUUAAAGGUGUUGUUUUUAAAUCAGCUCAAAUCUGUCACUGUUGUAAAAUUAAAAUCACAAACACUGAUCUGUGUUUCAACGCACACAAAGAAAUGACAUCAUUGGUUUCUUUCCUGCUGUCGUCUCAACCUCAGAAUAUCAAGUAUGUAGAAUGGGACCAGUAUUUGUCUGGUCCUGGUGUACCAUGUGCCAAACCAGACCUGGUCCUCAGUCACACUGCAGUGUACCCACAGAUUACUUCACUACGAUUGUGUGCAGAGGAUCAGUCUUAGAAUACCAUAUACACAUAUUGAAUGGUGGAAAAGCAAUGACACGACAUCAGAAAUGGCCGUAGUCGUCAGUAGACAGAGCAGUGCUUUGACAACGCCACAUCAUUGGAAGCUAAGAGUUUAAAACAUCUAUAAAUGUAUAACAUCUGCAAAUCUUCAAGAGUGUGGGAUUUUAAUCAUUAGUUUUUCUUUAAUCAAAUAUGAUGUCACUGUGUGAAUGAGGAUCCCAUUUAAAAUGAACCAAACAUUGAAGACAGCGACUGUCAUUCAUUACUGUCAUACUUUACAGCCUGUUUUCCUCUAAACUGAUCAGACGGCAUGGUCUCUUAAAGACUAAAACCAGUGAUUGAAGGAAAUAAUCUCAGAAAUAACUCUAUUUUCUCAGACCCCCCUUCACUUGGAGUAAUUUUUGUUUCUAAAUAAACAGUGGAGUACUUUGAUGAGUACUUAAGGCCAGAGUUGACAUAACUGUUCUUUUCUCCCAAAUGGCUCAACUUCUGUCUUCUGUGGACAAAAUUUAAUUUUAGGAGGUUUUAAAUCUGUAUGAUUUUAUUUCUUCAAUAUUUGUCUGAUGUAUUAAAACUAUUAUUAUUUUAUUAUUAAAAGCAAUAAAAUGAUUAUUGUUCUGUGUUGCUAGUGACUUUCAAAUAUUGCUGUCAGGCUGAUCAGAUAACGCGCUGCUCUGAUGUUAUGUUCGUGUUACUUUGAAUGCACACUGACUGCGAUUCAUGGAUUGUAAAUAAGAUGAGUUUCUAUAGGACAGCAGCAAUCGGCAACGGUGUUAAAGUGCCUCAAGGUGUAACCACUGAAGAGAUACUACAGUGUAUUUAAGAAUAAAGCAGUGGAAGAACACUGUGGCACAUUAUACAGACAAUGACAUACAUAUUUUUUUUCUUUUACAUGCUUAAUAUGGAAUGCUAUAAAUGAAACAUGUUUUUUUAUUAAGUAUUUCCAGGUAUUCUGGUGUCAAGUGUAUACAAACUUUAUUAAAAAUGAGUUUAAAAGUU
Molecule: messenger RNA, 5534 nt
Organism: Cynoglossus semilaevis (tongue sole)
Lineage: Eukaryota; Metazoa; Chordata; Actinopteri; Pleuronectiformes; Cynoglossidae
Gene: ripor1
Product: RHO family interacting cell polarization regulator 1
Source: RefSeq, a predicted model, not a curated record